Drosophila innubila is the source of this 1317-nucleotide messenger RNA. RefSeq names its product cell wall protein IFF6 (gene Cpr11A). Bases 95 to 913 code for a protein of 272 amino acids. Lineage: Eukaryota; Metazoa; Arthropoda; Insecta; Diptera; Drosophilidae. The record is from RefSeq and is a predicted model, not a curated record. The transcript has 4 exons.
UGCGCAACGCACGUCUCUCGCUGAGCAGCUCCCAGUUCGAUCCAGCACAACUUAGGAUAUUUUUUUGAAACACUACCAAAACAGCAAAAUAAAUAUGAAGAGUUUUCUGCUUUUGUGCUUUGUGGCGCUGACAGUGGCCGAUGUCAAGCAUCUGACAGAUCGCAAUCUGGAUCUGUUCAAAUACAAUCCCAGCGAUAUUUAUACCCUGCCCGAGGACAUCGAUGAUGAUAAACCCGCCGUGCAUUUCAGCGGUGAUGUCAUGAAGGCCAAGACCGAGACACUGCAGAACUACAAUUCGGGCAAUAAGUUCAAGCUGGCAUUGAAGACCCAGAACGGCAUUGAGGUCAACAGCGUGGGCAAACUGAAGGACGACAAGACAUUUGUGGUGAGCGGUUCGUAUUCGUUUACCGGUGCCGAUGGCAAGCGCUACAGGACACGCUACACUGCCGAUGAGUUUGGCUAUCAUCCCAUCACUGAGCUGGAUCUGGACAUACCCGAACCUCAGCCUUUGUCGCCGGUGGCAAAGCGUCCCAGUGUGGAUCCCAGCAGUUUGUUGGGCAACAAGAAUCGCUUCCAGUUCCUGCAGCAGAGCCUCAACCCGGAACAGGGUGGUCCAUUGCGUGGCAGCGGACAAAGCGGUGAUGAUUACAGCUAUUCGGCACCUGGACCACAGGUUGACUACAACAACAAUCCCUAUGGCAAUGGUCUUGGCGCCGGUAAUCCCUAUGGAUCGGACGGCAAUGGCAAUGGUUUCGGUGCUGGUACCGGUACCGGUUCCGGUUUCGGAUCGGGCUUUGGUGCCGGUAAUCCCUAUGGACCCGGUAGUGCUGGCGGCAAUGGCAAUGGCUAUAACUAUCAGCCCCCCUCGGUGCCUUUGGAUACACCCUCGCGCCAGUACCUGCCGGUGGCAUAAGUGCCCCGACCCCCCUACAACCCUAACACCCUCCCACCCUUGUUGCCCCUUAACCUCCUUGACCCUAAGCUGCAAGUAUUUAGUUUUAAGCGCAACUUCAACAGGCAAAAUUAACAAGUAGCGAAUUUUUUUUUUUUUAUCAUCUUUUAGUGUUAUAUGUAUACAAUAUGCAAUAUGUAUUCCAUUUUUAACGUAACUCCACCACCAAAAAGAAAUAACGAACUACCCUGAAAAAAAAGAAAGUUAAAGAAUAUGAAUGAAAAGAAAAAGAAAACACUACGCAAAAUGCCAGACAAGAUAUGACAAGACGCAAAAUGAACUUGACAAUGAAUCUAUAUAUAUGAAUAUAUAUAUGUAUAUACACUGAGUGAUAUUAGUAGUAAAUAAAAUGGCUAAACUAAAAA